Messenger RNA from Chironomus riparius, 2769 nucleotides. The record is from the annotation of a GenBank genome assembly. Lineage: Eukaryota; Metazoa; Arthropoda; Insecta; Diptera; Chironomidae.
AUGAACAUCAGUUGGCGGAUGUCUGAAUGCGGUGCUAAAAUAGGCGGAAGUGAUGGAAAAGUCAUAGAAGACCACUCCGUUUCACUCCGUUUCGUUCAACUGUUUAUAGAUUACAGUAGGUUUAUAGGUUACAGGUGUGUUGAACUCCACUCCGUUUCACUCCGUUUCGUUCAACUGUUUAUAGAUUACAGAAGAUUUAUAGGUUACAGAUCGUACUGGAUUUUUUUAAAUUGGUUUAGAUUUAUAGGUUACAGGUGUGUUGAACUCCACUCCGUUUCACUCCGUUUCGUUCAACUGUUUAUAGAUUACAGUAGGUUUAUAGGUUACAGGUGUGUUGAACUCCACUCCGUUUCACUACGUUUCGUUCAACUGUUUAUGGAUUACAGUAGGUUUAUAGGUUACAGGUGUGUUGAACUCCACUCCGUUUCACUCCGUUUCGUUCAACUGUUUAUAGAUUACAGUAGGUUUAUAGGUUACAGGUGUGUUGAACUCCACUCCGUUUCACUCCGUUUCGUUCAACUGUUUAUAGAUUACAGAAGAUUUAUAGGUUACAGAUCGUACUGGAUUUUUUUAAAUUGGUUUAGAUUUAUAAGUUACAGGUGUGUUGAACUCCACUCCGUUUCACUCCGUUUCGUUCAACUGUUUAUAGAUUACAGUAGGUUUAUAGGUUACAGGUGUGUUGAACUCCACUCCGUUUCACUCCGUUUCGUUCAACUGUUUAUAGAUUACAGAAGAUUUAUAGGUUAUAGAUCGUACUGGAUUUUUUUAAAUUGGUUAAGAUUUAUAGGUUACAGGUGUGUUGAACUCCACUCCGUUUCACUCCGUUUCGUUCAACUGUUUAUAGAUUACAGUAGGUUUAUAGGUUACAGGUGUGUUGAACUCCACUCCGUUUCACUCCGUUUCAUUCAACUGUUUAAAGAUUACAGUAGAUUUAUAGGUUACAGAUCGUACUGGAUUUUUUUAAAUUGGUUUAGAUUUAUAGGUUACAGGUGUGUUGAACUCCACUCCGUUUCACUCCGUUUCGUUCAACUGUUUAUAGAUUACAGUAGGUUUAAAGGUUACAGGUGUGUUGAACUCCACUCCGUUUCACUCCGUUUCGUUCAACUGUUUAUAGAUUACAGUAGGUUUAUAGGUUACAGGUGUGUUGAACUCCACUCCGUUUCACUCCGUUUCGUUCAACUGUUUAUAGAUUACAGUAGGUUUAUAGGUUACAGGUGUGUUGAACUUCACUCCGUUUCACUCCGUUUCGUUCAACUGUUUAUAGAUUACAGUAGGUUUAUAGGUUACAGGUGUGUUGAACUUCACUCCGUUUCACUCCGUUUCGUUCAACUGUUUAUAGAUUACAGUAGGUUUAUAGGUUACAGGUGUGUUGAACUCCACUCCGUUUCACUCCGUUUCGUUCAACUGUUUAUAGAUUACAGUAGGUUUAUAGGUUACAGGUGUGUUGAACUCCACUCCGUUUCACUACGUUUCGUUCAACUGUUUAUGGAUUACAGUAGGUUUAUAGGUUACAGGUGUGUUGAACUUCACUCCGUUUCACUCCGUUUCGUUCAACUGUUUAUAGAUUACAGUAGGUUUAUAGGUUACAGGUGUGUUGAACUCCACUUCGUUGCACUUCGUUACGUUCAACUGUUUAUAGAUUACAGUAGGUUUAUAGGUUACAGGUGUGUUGAACUCCACUCCGUUUCACUCCGUUUCGUUCAACUGUUUAUAGAUUACAGUAGGUUUAUAGGUUACAGGUGUGUUGAACUCCACUCCGUUUCACUCCGUUUCGUUCAACUGUUUAUAGAUUACAGUAGGUUUAUAGGUUACAGAUCGUACUGGAUUUCUUUAAAUUGGUUAAGAUUUAUAGGUUACAGGUGUGUUGAACUCCACUCCGUUUCACUCCGUUUCGUUCAACUGUUUAUAGAUUACAGUAGGUUUAUAGGUUACAGGUGUGUUGAACUUCACUCCGUUUCACUCCGUUUCGUUCAACUGUUUAUAGAUUACAGUAGGUUUAUAGGUUACAGAUCGUACUGGAUUUUUUUAAAUUGGUUUAGAUUUAUAGGUUACAGGUGUGUUGAACUCCACUCCGUUUCACUCCGUUUCGUUCAACUGUUUAUGGAUUACAGUAGGUUUAUAGGUUACAGGUGUGUUGAACUUCACUCCGUUUCACUCCGUUUCGUUCAACUGUUUAUAGAUUACAGUAGGUUUAUAGGUUACAGGUGUGUUGAACUCCACUCCGUUUCACUACGUUUCGUUCAACUGUUUAUGGAUUACAGUAGGUUUAUAGGUUACAGGUGUGUUGAACUUCACUCCGUUUCACUCCGUUUCGUUCAACUGUUUAUAGAUUACAGUAGGUUUAUAGGUUACAGGUGUGUUGAACUCCACUUCGUUGCACUUCGUUACGUUCAACUGUUUAUAGAUUACAGUAGGUUUAUAGGUUACAGGUGUGUUGAACUCCACUCCGUUUCACUCCGUUUCGUUCAACUGUUUAUAGAUUACAGUAGGUUUAUAGGUCACAGGUGUGUUGAACUCCACUCCGUUUCACUCCGUUUCGUUCAACUGUUUAUAGAUUACAGAAGAUUUAUAGGUUACAGAUCGUACUGGAUUUUUUUAAAUUGGUUUAGAUUUAUAGGUUACAGGUGUGUUGAACUCCACUCCGUUUCACUCCGUUUCGUUCAACUGUUUAUGAAUUACAGUAGGUUUAUAGGUUAUAGGUGUGUUGAACUCCACUCCGUUUCACUCCGUUUCGUUCAACUGUUUAUAGAUUACAGGUUUAUAGGUUAA